AUGAUAAACGGAGUGGCGGGAUUUAAGGACGUUUUCGAUCAGAUGGUCCAGAGGUACGACGAAGAAAUCCACAGACUGAAAAGUGAAAACUGUCGGUUUCGAACUUUGUUGAAGGAGAAGGAAGUCCUCUACGACCAAAUAAUUGAAAAUUUCGACAACGUGAAUCAUCGAACCAGUGCUAAUUACCAGGAGCUCAAGGCAAAACAGGACUUACACAUUCGAGAUCUAACGGAGGAGCUGCAAAGGCUUCAGUGCGACAAUGAAGAAAAGGAUAUACUAAUUGAAAGUCUUAACGCGGAAAUCUCUCAACAACAGAGAGAAAACGGAUUAAUAAAGGACCUUGAAGAAGAAAAUAUGGAAAUGAAGACUCAAAUCGACCAGCUUAGAAUAGAAAAAGUAGAGUCUGGAAAGAUAAUUAACGGUUUGAACAUGGAAAUCCAGACUUUGCUUAAGGAUAACGAAAAAAUGGAAGGUCAGGCAGAGGACUUGAAAGAAGAGCUGGCUAAUUGUGAAACUCUGAAUUAUGAAAAGGACUUGCUGUGUGAUGAACUAAGAAUCGAAAAAUUGGAACAAGAACACAUAAUUAGCAGUCUUAAGAGGCAGAUCCAGAAAUGUGAAGAAGAAAAGGAAAAGAUGAAAAACGAAAUGGAAGAGAAGCUGGCUAAUAGUGAAGCUUUGAAUAAUGAAAAGGACUUGCUGAUUGGUGAAUUUAUUAAGGAAAAAUUGGAACAAGAACAUAUAAUUAGCAGUCUUAAGAGGCAGGUCCAGGACUGCGAAGAAGAAAAAGAAAAGAUGAAAAACGAAAUAGAAGAGAACAGAGCUAAUUUUGAAGGUGACAAUUAUGAAAAAGACCAAAUGAUUAAUAAGCUCAGGAUAGAAAACCUGGAACGAGAAAUUAAGAUUGACCAUUUCAAGAGUACGGUCCAGAAUUAUGAAGAAGAAAAUGAAAAAUUGAAAAGGGAAAUGGAAGACCUGCUGGCUGAUUGUGAAAAUUUGGACCUUAUGAUUGAUGUACUAAGAAACGAAAAAUUGGAGCAAGAAAAUACAUUUUGGAGUCUUAUGAGGCAGGUCCAGAACUGCGAAGAAGAAUAUGAAAAGAUGAAAAACGAAAUGGAAGGGAUAGAACAAGGAGAGUAUGGAAAUAUGAUUUGCGAUUUCCUUGAAUUACAGAGAGCUGAGAAAGAGGAAGAGAUACAAAUAAGAAAAAUUGCGGAAGAAACAAGUAAUCUGAAAGACGUGAUAAGGAUAGCGAGACCAGAACAAGAAUCAGAAUUGGAAAGAAACGACGAGCAGGGAACGAAGACCCAAGAGGAAGAGGAAACUGGAGAGAAGGACGACGCCGAAGAAUCAGACGAUAGCGACGAAUCAAAGGACGAAAGCUCCUACGAGAAUCAGCCAGGAGGAGAGGAGGAACGCGUAGAAGAACCAGAAGUGGAAGACACCUUCGAAGAAUCUGUAGGAGAAAAUGGCGAUAAUCAGUCUGGCGAUGAGGAGAGAGUCGAAGAAUCAGGAGAAGCCAGCAAAACACAAGUAGAAGAAAUAAACCUCUAUGGCACAGAGGAGACUCAGCUGGAUAGCUUUUGUUCAGAGUCUGAACAAAAGUUGGGCUUAGGACACAAAGCCCCUGAAGCAAAGGAAGAGGAAGAUGAUAUGAGCCAGGAAGAGGUGGAAGAAUUAUUAAAGGAAAUAAGAAAACUGAGAGAGGAGGAAAAACUCAUGUGGGAAGAGCUAUUACAGCGGAAGAAACUGGACGAGGAUAGAUGUCAGGAAUCAGAAGACGAUGAUUCGGAAGACAUUUUCCUUCAGUCGAUGGUUAAUGGCCCUGACACACAAGGGAAGGAGGAUGUAGGCGAGCAGGGCCAGCAAGAGCGAACGAGAUGUCAAGAUGAAGAAGAGGCGACAGCAUGGCAUGAAUUAGAGCAGGAAAUAAUAGGAAUGAGAAUGGAGCAAGAACAUAUGGCUAAGGAGAUGUUGGAGCAGCAGAAAAAGAGGGAGGAGAUGGAGAGCUUAUUACGAUUUAUUGGAGGCGAUGCCCAAAUGAAGACCAAGAAUAAAAAGAAACAUAGGAAAGGGAAUAAUAGGAGACGAUACCAAUGGAAAUAG
Molecule: messenger RNA, 2103 nt
Organism: Macrobrachium nipponense
Lineage: Eukaryota; Metazoa; Arthropoda; Malacostraca; Decapoda; Palaemonidae
Product: golgin subfamily A member 6-like protein 24
Exons: 1
Coding region: 1-2103 (700 amino acids)
Source: RefSeq, a predicted model, not a curated record